Fraxinus pennsylvanica is the source of this 624-nucleotide messenger RNA. Lineage: Eukaryota; Viridiplantae; Streptophyta; Magnoliopsida; Lamiales; Oleaceae. The record is from the annotation of a GenBank genome assembly.
AUGGCAUUCACACAGUCACUCUUCUCAAAGGCCUCUCUUUUCCAAACAAUCCACCACAGCAACCAGCGUCCUUCCAUGGCAUUCACACCGACACUCUUCUCAAAGGCCUCUCUUUUCUCUUACAGAAGAAACCUUUGCAUACAAUUAGCUUCUGCUUUUCACGAAUUCCAGCCCAACAAGAAGUGGAGGCCACCGGCGGCAUCAGUUCUCAAGCUUGGUGGCGUCAAGAUUGCCAAAGAUGGAGAAGCUAUUAACCUCGAGAAGAGCAUAGACAUCUUGCUAUUUUGUGAAAUUAGGGUAUUGGAGGCAAAGGAAGACCUCAAAAAUGGGAAACUUGUUGAGGCUUUGAGAUAUUACCCUCCAUGUUACAAGGACAUGAGUUUUUGGAUCAGCGAUUCAUUUACUGAGAACAACCUCUGCGAAGUUGUUAGAGGUAUCGCUGGGGAUCUUGUGGAGGAGGUGAAAUUGAUAGACAACUUCACCAACAAGAAAGGAAUGACCAGUCAUUGUUAUAGGAUAGCAUAUCGAUCAAUGGAGCGUUCUCUCACGGAUGAGGAGAUAAACGACUUGCAGUGGAGGGUACGAGAACAAGUCGAGACCAAGUUGCUUGUUGUUCUUAGAUGA